Molecule: messenger RNA, 1394 nt
Organism: Corticium candelabrum
Lineage: Eukaryota; Metazoa; Porifera; Homoscleromorpha; Homosclerophorida; Plakinidae
Exons: 11
Coding region: 1-1182 (393 amino acids)
Source: RefSeq, a predicted model, not a curated record
AUGAUGUUUACGUUGGCUGUCUGUAUUCUGCUCAUCACACGGCUACAGUCGGUCGACUGCGGUCCAAUUGUGCUCAGGGACUAUGGCAUCUAUCCUGUCGAAAAUUACGAUACCGUAUUGACUUUCUACUUCAAUUUCUAUAACACUGGACCAGUUCACAAUAGUGCCCUCGUGGAAUUUACAAGAUGCUGCUUGGUCAUUACAAAGGACGACGUCGAUUGUGAUAUUAUGCAGCUGGCUGACCGACAUACCAUUCAGUUGAGACCGUACUCUCCUGAAACAGUUGUAUUUCGAUUCCAUAGCUAUUAUGUUCAUGAUCGAGUUGGUCAUUGUGAGUUUAACUAUGACUUGGAAGACGGUCGUAACAAGCAAAAAGUUCGUGUGGACUUCAGCACUAGUCCUUGGCCUGCCGAGAGAAUCGCGGUCGAAGGCCUUGAAGGUGACAAUCGAAGACAACGGCGAAGUGCGAGCGUAGCAAAAAAUGCCGUCAUGAAGUGCGAUGGAGUAGACGAGGAUCCACAAUGGUACUGUCAACCAGCUGACUGCGUCUUAAAAUACAAGGGAAAGCGUAACUACUACAAUAAUUUGACCAAGAAAUGCGAACCUGUCGUCAAGUGUAAUACACGUAGUCCGGAAGGAACACUGAUUGCUUACUAUGAUCCAGAAACAAAUGAAUGCAACAGUUUGGAAAUGCCAAAUGAAAACGGUACAGUAGCAAUUAGAACCGAGAUGCUGCCAGAUCAAUCAGCGAACAACGGAACAGAGAUGAAUUCCACUUCGUUUCGCCAAUUUUCCACAAAAGAGUUUUUGCACCACACACAGCGACAAGAGGAGAGCAAGGACGAGAACAGCAACGUAGAUAACGAGGACUUACAGUUGGAAUGCAAUCACGGUACUCGUGUUGGUAAUGAAUGCAAGUGUCACGAUGGAUGGAUGACAACAGAGCCGGAAUGGAGUUACGUCAGGCACUGGUGUAGUGAGCCGGUUAGUCUAACAAAUGACAUGUGGGUGGCUGGCUACUACAUGCGCUCGACUGGAGAUGCGGCUGCAGUCAUAACUUUGAGUUUGGUAGCUGCUACGCUUCUAGGAUCAUGGAUCUUCUUACUUGUUCAGUGUAUCAAACAACGAGCGAAACUACAAGACAGUCAACACAGUUUGUUGAGUAAUCAAGACAUCGACUAGGUAGAUGUUAUACUUGGCAUGAAAAGGAAAUCCUGUAAAAACGUCCAUGACUUGCUGAAGAUCGUGUUACUCGUUUGCUUUCUUAGUGUUAUAGUGCUAGCUUUGGUACCCCACUGGCCGCAUUAGACUAUGGCAAUACUUCUGCAUGCAUACCACAAACGCUAUAGACUUUAAUACAGUCCGUAGAAAGCAAUCUCUAGGAGGUGAAGCAU